This is a messenger RNA of Ectocarpus sp. CCAP 1310/34, 3569 nucleotides long. The record is from the annotation of a GenBank genome assembly. NCBI's taxonomy places the organism in Eukaryota, Phaeophyceae, Ectocarpales, Ectocarpaceae.
UGCUGGUGACAACUCGCGAUUGAUCGGGAGGAGUGGGAGGGCUUCACGGCAUUCGGUGGGCAUGGUCGAGGCCCGUGGUGGUUAUGGUGACCGCCGCCGUGGAUUCAAUCGUGUAAGCAGCACCGAGGAGCAGGAGGGAGACAUCGAGCAUGUCCUAGUUUCGAAGUCCAGCGGCCGCGCACGUCAGCAAGCUCUGGUCCAUGCCAAUUCGGAUGAUGGUGGAGUUAUGCGGUGCGGCAGUCGGAAAGUGCAGGUGAACUUGAUCCUGGGUAUCAUCCUGCUCUACAUGUGGGUGUCGAUGUCGCUCACGCUACUCGACAAGUGGCUCAUGACAGGAAUGGGCUUCAACGCCCCGCUCACGCUGAUCUCUCUCACGUACCUGAUCAUGCACCUGGUCAGCCUGUCUACUCGGACGUGGUUGAGACAUCGAGGCGUCGAGGAAGGGGAAGGGGGCGGGGACGCGAGUCACCUCGUGCAACGUGUAUCGUGGCACCAGUGGGCGUGGAAGGUUUUUCCGGUGGCGGCGGCGUCUGGGCUAGAGGUGGGCACGAGCGCCCUUGGCUUGAAAGUGAUGCACGUGGGGGUCCACACGAUGGUGAGAUCAACGGUGCCGAUCUUCGUCCUUCUCUUCUCCGUCGGGAUGGGGCUGCAGGAGUUCCGGUGUGGGCUGUUGGCGGUGGUGAUGCUGGUGAGCGGGGGGGUGACCCUGUUGUUCUCGGGACAGCGGAGCGACCAAGAGGAAAAUUUCCCCAUGGACGGCUUCCUGCUGACCCUGCUCAGCGGAAUGCUGGCGGGCCUCAAGUGGACGCUGUCUCAGGUGUUGCUCCAGGGUAGAGGGCUCUACGGGAAGGGGGCAAUCACCGUGGGUGAACACAUUCACCCCUUCACACUACUCCACUACAUGAGCCUGUCGAGCGCUGCUUCCUUGGUGCCCUUUGCCCUGACCCUCGAACUGGGGUCGUUGCACGAAAUGGCCGUCACCUUCAGCGGUCAUCGGAUGGUCAAGACGGGCUUAAUGAUCGUGGCCGUUUCGCUCCUGGCCUUCAUGCUGGUCCUGGCGGAGUUUUCUUUCAUCAGGAGGGUAUCCUCGUUAAGCCUGUGCAUCAUCGCUGUAGUCAAGGAGCUGCUGCUGGUGAUGUUCUCGGUUUUGGUGCUGGGGGAGCACCUGAGCGGACGAACGGGGCUCGGCUUUUUCGUCACCAUGGUUGGCGUUACGCUUUACAAGCUCGUACCCAAGGGCCCGCCACAAGACUUAACGCUGAAGAACGGAGGAGGAGGAGGAAGACACGACACCGCGUCCACGCCCCUCGGAGCUGUAAAAUACUCGGGCGUUAGCGUUUCUCCGGAUAGGGGCGAGGAGAUCGGAGGCAGCGGGAGAAAUAGAGAUAAGAAAGAGUGGCAACGAAGUCAACCUCGGGCCGGACGGCUGGCGCCGAUAGCAACAUCCGCAGCGCCACCCCAAGGUCCCGAAACGAUGUCCUCGGAAGGCCGUCUUGCAGGUGGUGCAGACGCUGCGGACGAUACUGCUGACGCUGAUACGUUACGCCCAUGAAGGCAAGCGAUUCCGGCGAUGACUUCGUGGACUGAACCCCGCUUUGGCGGGCAGCGACUGCCGUCCCGAGCGUAAAUGGUGCCGCCGAUUUUUCGGUCGCGAUGGACUUUUCUGAUGCCCACGGCAGCAAUGCCGGGGCGGGACAAGUGAGGGGGGAGAGGUCGCACGCUUGUGCUGUUCGCGUCUCCCCGCCGUGCGCGCUGCGAUGAGCAGCACGUAGAAACCUCCGCUGCACGCGAGGGUUUUGGAUUGUGAAAAAUGUGUUCGGGUUUUUUUUCCGUUGGGCGGAGGGGAUGGUCGUGACUGCGUUGAUGCCGGAGGCUUGACUGGUGACUGUCGAUUCGAUGUUUCGAACGUCAAUGACGGAGCGGGCGAACACUCGGAGUGACUCCCUUCGCAUAUCGUGGAAAAACUGAAUCCAGAGCACAAAGCCGCAAUGAGUUUCGUUGCUCAAUGCGGAAGUGAUACUUGGAGUAAACCAAUAAUGGUGGUAGGUAAUAGAACGUCGUGAACAGAUGCUAGUGACCCUAACAUCCAGGCGUCGGUGACCCUUGUGGAAGUCUCAUGUCCUCCUUGAGAUGACAUAUUUUGCACUAGAGACGAAUCCGUGGACAUGAUUACUGCGCACGAAGGACAUGCUACAUCAGCCAUACGUCGGCGACGACAGAACGCGCCGUCAGCAGGCACUUGAGAGAUUUUUUCCAUCACCACGCUCUUGGUGUUUCUGGGUUAGGGUUAUAGGGUGUUACGUUGCCGCGAAGUAGGGAGAAACCUUGUAGUCGGCUGUACCCAACCAUUGCGCGGGCGUUCCGGCUGUCUUGAGAGACUUGAUAAAGACAAAAGGUUGUGUGGAGUUUGCAAGCCCUCUUGCCACGGCAACUGGUGGCCUCGUCGUUGUCAACAUUUUGGUCGAUGCUCGAUACUGGCGAGGCUGUGCCGUGCUUUGGGGCGUGGAGGAGGAGAAACGUCGACCGCUAUGCGAAUGUAACCAUUUUGGGGGUCAACCCUGCCCAAGUAUCACUUGUUUUCAUCAUGCGGAUGGGUGGCUUCCAUUAGCUUGGCAUCAGUAUGUAGGUUGGAUGAUCACGUUGGGAAACCUUGGAUUUCACAGGGAGCAAGGAUAUAGGUUUGGAUCACCUUGAGAAACCUUGGAUUUCGUUACAUUCAAGGUUUGCGUUUCGCGAUGGGAGGGGUCGAUAAUCAUUUUCCGUCGAAAACAAUACAUCACCUCGCAGUGCCCUCCCAGCGCCACGCGGUGAAGCGGCGGCAUCUCAAGAUGGUCCGUGGGGCACGGCAGGUUGCUUUCAGGAGAUCCGCGCUCACAGGGCAAAAUAUUUAUUUGAAGCUUUAGAGCAGCAGCAGUUGUGAGUUCCUUGGGUGUGGCCUUAAAAAGGGGUGGUCGGUACGCCUGAAUUGAGUGCGGGAGAUUUAUUGUUGUUGUAAAUUCGUCCCAUAGCGAUGCCCGUGUGGAACGAUGCCUUGUGCUGAACUCACGCCUCGCGAUUGUGCAAUCUACCGAGUAUUUUCGUUCCAUUGUUGUGUUUUGUUUCUCCCGUUUAGUGAAAAACUAUGUGGUCUUGUUGGUAGAGGUUGGGGUUAGGGUUAGGGCCGCACUCACCCCGAGCGGGACGGCCACAGCCACAACAAUAGGUAUUUGUUGACGGAAGGGGAAGUUGCGGUUUCAGGUUGCCGCUGGGACGGACGGGAUCAGCGUUUCCGAUCGAAAUGCGAACAUCACGGAAACUAAAGCGCGUAGCUUGUAGAUGACUGUGUUGUUGCAUUGUAUGUUGUGGAGGUUCGGGGGGAAAAGUGAAUAUAGUGCCUUUUGUGUGUGAGUAUGGAUAUGUCAGCUGGUGACGAAGUUUUUAAGUUAAGAGCAACGUCGAAGGGGUUUAGCAGAAAAAUGAAACUGGCAUGACAUAUGUUUUGUGGAAAUAGUGGGGCUACUGAGGAGUGAAAUGGAAUACAAAUCGUAUUCACUUCGUUCUAAAGUGCAAACGAGUAUUCAUGAGACCUA